Messenger RNA from Heterocephalus glaber (naked mole-rat), 1856 nucleotides. It is a transcript of the gene Nxph3, whose product is annotated as neurexophilin 3. The record is from RefSeq and is a predicted model, not a curated record. Gene Ontology annotation, molecular function: signaling receptor binding. Lineage: Eukaryota; Metazoa; Chordata; Mammalia; Rodentia; Bathyergidae.
GCAGCUGGGCUGGGGAGGGGGCGGCGGCGGCACAGGUGGACCGAAGGGGGCGGGGUCGGUCCUGGGCGACAGGCUGAGCCGAGGGCCGCGAGGCGCCGGGGACCGAGCAUGGGACGGCGCGCCUGAGGGGCCAGAGAGGGAGCACGCGGCCUGGGACCCCGCCGGGGACAGCGAGGAAGGGGACGUGAGCGAGGAGGAGGAUGCAACUGACUCGCUGCUGCUUCGUGUUCCUGGUGCAAGGCAGCCUCUACCUGGUCAUCUGUGGUCAGGAUGACGGUCCCCACGGCUCCGAGGACCCUGAGCGUGAUGACCACGAGAGCCAGCCCCGGCCCCGGGUCCCUCGGAAGCGGGGCCACAUCUCACUGAAGUCCCGCCCCCUGGCCAACUCCACUCUCCUAGGGCUGCUGGCUCCACCUGGUUCCGAAGCUUGGGGUGUCCUUGGGCAGCCCCCCAACCGCCCAAACCAUAGCCCCCCACCCUCUGCCAAGGUGAAGAAAAUAUUUGGCUGGGGCGACUUCUACUCCAACAUCAAGACGGUGGCCCUGAACCUGCUGGUCACAGGGAAGAUUGUGGACCACGGCAACGGGACCUUCAGCGUCCACUUCCGCCACAACGCUACGGGCCAGGGCAACAUCUCUAUCAGCCUCGUGCCCCCCAGCAAAGCGGUCGAGUUCCACCAGGAACAGCAGAUCUUCAUCGAAGCCAAGGCCUCCAAAAUUUUCAACUGCCGCAUGGAGUGGGAGAAGGUGGAACGGGGCCGCCGGACCUCGCUCUGCACCCAUGACCCAGCCAAGACCUGCUCCCGAGACCAUUCUCAGAGCUCAGCCGCCUGGAGCUGCUCCCAGCCCUUCAAGGUCGUGUGCGUGUACAUCGCCUUCUACAGCACGGACUAUCGGCUGGUCCAGAAGGUGUGCCCAGAUUACAGCUACCACAGCGACACCCCCUACUACCCCUCUGGCUGACCCUGGGCAGGCCUCAGAGGCCAGGCUAGGGCUGGAAGGAUGGGCCUGCCCGGGCCAGAUGCCAUCUGCCUGGACACAGGGCGGGGAGGGGGAGGAGUCUAGGAGAUGUGGGCGGGGCCAUCUCAGGGGCCUGCCGCUGGCCAUUGUCCCAGGCUGGCCUCAGCCACUAGAAGGUGGGAGCCCUGGGGGUGGACGGCGAUCCCGCAGCCUUUCGGGGCCUGGCUUUCCCACCAAGCCGCAGGCUGAUGCUGGCUCCCAGGCCUCUGGUCGGGGAGAUCAUGGGGGCCCCAGGUCAAGUCACAGAGGAGACCCUAAGUCCUUGGGUCCCUCCCUGUCCUCCUGAGCGAGGACAGCAGUGGCAGAGGGGUUUUCAGGAGCCAGCUUAGGGUGCAGGGCUGAAACAGUGCAUCGCGGGAGACCGCAGCAGGCAGCUCCAAGCCCCUUCCCUGCCCCAGCCCGGUGUGAGGCUGAAGUGGUGACCCUUGAGGUCUUUGUUGUGGCAUAGAGUCCAUCGUCUCCAGCCAGGCCACCCCUUUCCUCCUGCCAGCACUCUAUACCCUCUGUGCUAGCAUACCUGUCCUUAGGUCCUUAGGACGAUGCUGGUCCUCCUGGCACCAAGGCCACUGGUGGGUGCCCACCCGUGUCAUGUGUCCCUCCACCACCACACCCCCUGCUGAGAGUGGUCCAUUCAUAGUGGCCCUGCCUGUCAGGCGGGGCCCUCCCUCCCCACCCUUGGGGCGGCCAGCGGUGUGGGUGGAGGCUGGCCCUGAGGACCCGGGUCGUCCCUCGUGUCUGUCUGGGGGGUGGGGGGCGGGAAGUCUUGUGAAAUCACCUGACCGUAGACUUCUGUGUGCAGUCUUGUCCUUGGAGCAGGGAAUAAAGCUUUCCCCAGGC